Megalops cyprinoides (Indo-Pacific tarpon) is the source of this 2225-nucleotide messenger RNA. RefSeq names its product LIM domain kinase 2 (gene limk2). Lineage: Eukaryota; Metazoa; Chordata; Actinopteri; Elopiformes; Megalopidae. Bases 208 to 2196 code for a protein of 662 amino acids. The record is from RefSeq and is a predicted model, not a curated record. The transcript has 16 exons. Gene Ontology annotation, molecular function: ATP binding; protein binding; protein serine/threonine kinase activity. Gene Ontology annotation, cellular component: nucleus; cytoplasm. Gene Ontology annotation, biological process: protein phosphorylation; actin cytoskeleton organization.
UUACUCUGCCAACAAGAAACUUUGUCGCUAACUCUAAAGGAGAAACAUUUUUCUUUAAAGAAGACAGGAUUUGUCCCCGCAUUCUAAAAGAGGGCUUGAAAACAACAUACGUAACGGUGUGCCAUGCAUAUUUCAGUUAAGACAAAGUAACUAGGAAGCCUGGACCAUCAUGUGAACUUUUGCAAAAAAAUAACACCCAGCAAUUAGAUGGAGGAACGGGAAGGUGAAGAAGGGUGCCACUGUGCGGGUUGCGGAGGGAGGAUUCAGGAUUCAUUCUACGUUAAGGGUUUCCAAGAAGCCUGGCACAACGCCUGCUUUCAGUGCUCAGAGUGCUGUGACCACUUGACAAACUGGUACUAUGAAAAGGAUGGCAAGCUCUACUGCCGCAGCCAUUAUUGGGAGAAGUUUGGGGAGCUGUGCCACGGCUGCUCCCUGCUCAUGACUGGACCGGCCAUGGUGGCCGGAGAAUACAAGUAUCACCCAGAGUGCUUCGUAUGUUUAAGCUGCAAGGUGGUGAUUGAAGACCGGGACACGUAUGCCUUGGUGGAACGCUCCAAACUUUACUGUGGUAAGUGCCACAAACAGAUUGUCUUGACGCCCAUGCUGGAGAAGCGGUCCCCCGACUCGGCCCUCGACUCCUUACCGCACACUGUCACGCUCAUCUCCAUGCCCGCCGCUACCAACGGCAAGAGGGGCUUCUCCGUGUCCGUCAUCAGGGACUGCGCCAGUGGCACCGCCACUGUGCAAGUCAAAGAAGUUUUGGGAAUGCACAUAAGUCCGGAGGUACGGAAUGCCAUCCACGUCGGGGACAGGAUUCUGGAGAUCAACGGCAUCCCAGUGGGCACACUGAUGGAGGAGGAGGUGGAAGACCUCAUCCACCGGACCAGUCAAACACUGCAGCUGCUCAUCGAGUAUGAUCCAGUCAGGCAGCGAUUAGACCGGCUUCGGCUCGGGUCUUCACACAACCGCAUCGGGGUGCCAGCAGCCUCCCGUAUGCGUCUCUCUGUACCUUCUGGAGCAGUGCUGGAAAGGACGGACAGUAUUGAGGAUGGUACCCUCAAAAGGCGGUCACUGAGGCGCAGCAACAGCAUCUGUAAGUCCCCAGGCCCGGCCUCCCCGAAGGAGCACCCCAUACUGUCCCGCGAUAUCGGACGCUCCGAAUCCCUGCGCUCCUCCAGCAGCUGUUCCCACCGCAUCUUCCGCCCCUGUGACCUCAUCCACGGCGAGGUGCUAGGGAAGGGCUUCUUUGGCCAGGCCAUUAAGGUGACGCACAAAGCUACAGGCGAGGUGAUGGUAAUGAAGGAGCUGAUUCGCUGUGAUGAGGAGACCCAGAAAACCUUCUUGAAAGAGGUCAAAGUAAUGCGGAGUUUGGAACAUCCCCACGUCCUGAAAUUUAUUGGAGUGCUAUAUAAGGACAAGAGACUGAAUUUAAUAACGGAGUUUAUCGAGGGAGGAACACUGAAGGAUUUCAUUAGAGACAUGGAUCCGUUUCCGUGGAAGCAGAGGGUCAGCUUUGCGAAGGGCAUCGCUUCUGGAAUGGCUUAUCUGCAUUCGAUGAGUAUCAUCCACAGAGAUCUCAACUCUCACAACUGCCUCGUCAAACUGGACAACACGGUCGUGGUGGCAGAUUUUGGCCUUUCUCGUCUCAUCGUAGAGGAAAAGAUUCGACACCCCCCUCCAGAGAAACCCAGCAAUAAGAAAAGGACCUUCCGGAGGAUUGACCGGAAAAAGCGCUAUACCGUGGUGGGGAACCCCUACUGGAUGGCCCCAGAGAUGCUGAAUGGCAAGCGCUACGAUGAGAAGGUGGACAUUUUCUCCUUUGGGAUUGUGCUGUGUGAGAUUAUUGGGCAGGUGUAUGCAGACCCAGAAUGCUUACCCAGAACCCUGGACUUUGGACUCAAUGUUGAAAAAUUCCUGGAAAAGUUUCUUCCUCAAGACUGCCCACCUGCUUUUUUCCCAUUGGCUGUGGCUUGUUGUGACCUGAUCCCUGAGAACCGGCCUGCCUUUGAGAAGCUUGAAGACUGCUUCGAGGCCCUGGCCCUCAACCAGGAGCUGGGCAUCCCCCUGCCAGCUGAGCUGGACGAGCUGCACCAGAGCCUUUACCGCCUGCACGGGCCCGACAGAACCAGCCAGGCCCAGAAUGCCGCUCCGCUGCAGCCUCCCGACGGGCCAAGCCUGGCUAACAGCGGAACCUAGCCCCUCACUAAGUGCCCCCCCACCCCCAC